AUGGCUUCUUCUGGAAAUCCAAAUCCAAAUCAACAACAACAAACCCAAUUUGAUUUGCAGAAACUUUUCAAAGGACCAACCAAUCAAAAUCCUCUACCACCAAUUUCAUCAAAUUUGAACUCUUCUCCUUCAUUCCCUUCACCUUCACUUUCUACACCCCCUCCUUCUUCUUACCCUACCCCCUCUUCUUCAUACCCUCCACCAACUGGUACUUACCCUUAUCAUCUUCCUCACUAUCUUCCUUUUCCAAAUCUUCAUCAUCAACAACAAGAAAACCCUCUUAUCCUUCAACACAACCCUCAAAUGCAUGCACCUCAAAGACCUAUUUUUCAACCCCCUUCUUCUUCUCCUUCCUCACCGCACCUUCCUGCAUCUCCGAAUCCGAAUACUACCUCUGGUGCACGCUUAAUGGCUUUGUUGGGCACACAAAACCCUCCUUCAAAUCAAGAUUCUUCUUCAGCAGCAUCGCCAUCGGUUUCUGAGUUUUCAGUGUCAGCUAACCCUGCUUCAGGUUCGAACAUGGCAAGUCCUCAGUCUACACCUACGAGGAUGCUGAGCACGAAGCUUCCUAAGGGUAGGCAUUUGAAAGGAGAGAGUGUUGUUUAUGACAUUGAUGUCAAGUUGCCUGGGGAAACGCAGCCUCAGCUUGAAGUUACUCCGAUUACUAAGUAUGCAUCUGAUCCCGGCCUUGUGCUUGGGAGACAAAUUGCGGUUAAUAGAUCUUACAUAUGCUAUGGACUCAAGCUUGGUGCCAUUCGGGUUCUUAAUAUCAAUACUGCAUUGAGAUAUUUGCUUCGAGGUCAUACUCAGAGAGUAUCUGACAUGGCUUUCUUUGCUGAGGAUGUUCACCUGUUAGCCAGUGCUAGCACUGAUGGGAGAAUUUUUAUAUGGAAAAUCAAUGAGGGCCCUGAUGAGGAAGACAAGCCUCAAAUUACUGGAAGAGUUAUCCUAGCCAUUCAGAUAUUAGGAGAGAGCGAGUCAGUCCAUCCACGAGUAUGCUGGCAUCCCCAUAAACAAGAGAUUUUAAUUGUUGCUAUUGGAAACCGGAUCCUCAAAAUCGACACUAUGAAAGCUGGAAAGGGUGAAACUUUUACUGCAGAGGAGCCUCUCAAGUGUAACAUUGAUAAGUUGAUUGAUGGCGUGCACCUUAUCGGUAAGCAUGACGACAAUAUCACUGAGUUGUCAAUGUGCCAAUGGAUGAAGAGUCGGUUAGCUUCAGCAUCAGCAGAUGGCACGGUGAAGAUAUGGGAAGAACGUAAGGCAACACCACUUGCUGUUUUAAGACCACAUAAUGGUAAACCUGUUAAUUCUGUGACGUUCUUGACUGCUCCUCACCGCCCAGAUCAUAUCGUCCUUGUCACAGCGGGUCCGCUAAAUCAGGAAGUGAAGAUAUGGGUAUCUGGUUACGAGGAAGGCUGGUUAUUGCCUAGUGAUUCUGAAUCAUGGAUUUGUGUUCAGACUUUGGAUAUAAGAAGUUCUUCUGUAGCCAACCCUGAGGAUGCAUUCUUCAAUCAAGUUGUAGCGUUGCCUCGCGCUGGUUUGGUUCUGCUAGCAAAUGCCAAGAAAAACACAAUAUAUGCUGUGCAUAUAGAGUAUGGACCCAAUCCAACUGCUACUCGCAUGGAUUAUAUUUCCGAGUUCAUAGUCACAAUGCCUAUACUAAGCCUUAUCGGAACUAGUGAUAGCUUACCAGAUGGAGACCAUCUUGUGCAGAUAUAUUGUGUCCAAACACAAGCUAUUCAACAGUACGGACUCAAUUUAUCACAAUGUUUGCCUCCACCACUAGACAAUGUUGAACUUGAAAAAACAGAACCAAGUGUAUCUCGUGCUUGGGAUGGAUCUACUGAUCUGGGAACUGUUAACACACCGCAAGUUCAUUCGAGCACUUCUGAAAAUGUCAUGAAUUUGUCUUCGGAUGUUCAUGGUUUGCCCGAAGCUUUGGUAACAGAUACUGAGAUCAAGCCAAAUGAUUUACCUUCUCAUAAUGGUUUCGAACAUGUCCACGCUGCUCCACCUCCACUUCCUCCGAGUCCAAGAUUGUCUCGCAGGUUAUCUGGUUCCAAAAGCUCUUCUAAUAUUUUAGGGUCUGGCGCAAGAAGUGCUGGUGAUCACGGCAAUGAGCCAACAAAUAUUGAUUCUUCUGCAGAACAAAGGGUAGAGUCUGGAAAAGAUAAUGUGGCUGAUGUGCCUGAAUCGAGUGACAAUUUACAAGAAAGUGACAGAGUUGUACAAAAUGAUGUUUCUGCGGUUUCUGACAGCCCUACAAUAUUUAAACACCCAACCCAUUUGGUAACUCCAUCUGAGAUAUUCUCUAAAUCUGCUUUAUCUUCUGCUAAUUCUAAUACCUCUCAAGGUACGAAUGUUCAAGACGUGGCUGCACAUGGUGAUGCGGAAAAGUUUGAAGUAGAGGUUAAAGUAGUAGGUGAGAGUGAGACAGGUUCUAAUCAAGAAAACACCGAGUAUGACAGAGACAUAGGCUCACUCCCCGAUGUUGCUGAGAAGAAAGAGAAGCUAUUCCAUUCUCAGGCUUCUGAUCUUGGCAUUCGGAUGGCCAGAGACACCUAUAAUAUCAAGGGAGUUCAUCAAGUUGAUAGAGACACCUAUAAUGCCGAGGGAGAUCUUCAAGCUGAUAAUAAUAAUACUAUUGAAGCACCUGAUAGAGACAACUAUAAUAUCGAGGGAGUUCUUCAAGACACAAAUAAGGAGGCACCUGCAAACAUCAAGGAAUCCGAAGCUGUGGCUGCAACUUCGCAGCCUCCAGCACCUUCCACAAAAGGUAAACGACAGAAAGGAGGCUCUUCCACGGAGUCUGCUUUACCACAAUUAUCUUCUAUGCAGGAGAUGAUGGGCCAGCUAUUAAGCAUGCAAAAAGAAAUGCAAAAGCAGAUGAAUGUGAUGGUUUCGGCCCCAGUUACUAAAGAAGGCAAAAGAUUAGAAGGUUCGUUGGGUAGAAGCAUGGAGAAGGUAGUCAAGGCUAACGCCGAUGCUUUGUGGGCUCGCAUACAAGAAGAAAAUGCAAAGCAAGAGAAACUAGAGCGUGACCAUGUGCAGCAAAUAACUAAUAUGAUCUCCAAUUACAUAAACAAGGAUAUGUCAUCUCUAUUGGAGAAAAUCAUCAAGAAGGAAAUAUCUUCAAUUGGAACAACCAUUACUCGUUCACUCAGUCAAAAUAUAGAGAAAGCAAUAACAACAGCUGUUACAGAGUCAUUCCAGAAGGGGGUGGGAGACAAAGCAAUGAAUCAACUAGAAAAGUCAGUUAGUUCAAAACUUGAAGCUACAGUGGCUAGGCAGAUACAAGUACAAUUUCAAACUACUGGCAAGCAGGCUCUUCAGGAAGCACUUAGGACUAGUGUUGAAGCUACAUUAGUUCCUGCUUUUGAGAAGUCUUGCAAAGCUAUGUUUGAGCAAAUUGAUGGCACAUUUCAGAACGGACUUUUGAACCACACAACUGCUAUUCAACAGCAGUAUGAUUCUACUCAUUCUCCGCUAGCCAUCACUUUGAGGGAAACAAUUAACUCAGCAUCAUCGAUCACUCAAACUUUGAGCGGGCAAUUGGCUGAUGGCCAACGGAAACUGUUGGAAAUGGCAGCUAACUCCAAAGUGGCUGCUGAUCCUUUUGUAACACAAAUCAACAACGGCUUGCAUGAGAUGAAUGAGGAUCCUACCAAAGAACUAUCAAGGUUAGUAAAUGAGCGAAAAUUCGAGGAAGCAUUUACUGGAGCCCUUCAUAGAAGCGACGUUUCAAUAGUUUCUUGGUUAUGUUCUCAGGCUGGUUUAUCCGGUAUCUUGACGAUGACACCAAUGCCAUUAAGCCAAGGAGUACUUUUAUCUCUUCUACAACAGUUAUCCUGUGACAUCAAUACGGACACACCGAGAAAAUUGCAAUGGAUGACAGAUGUGGCUGCUGCUAUAGACCCAGAAGAUACAAGGAUUGCAGCGCACGUGCGGCCGAUAUUGGAUCAAGUGUACCGUACACUAGGCCAUCAUCGUAGUUUACCAACUAAUUCCCCUUCAGAAGCUAGCACAAUCCGCCUUCUUAUGCAUGUGAUAAACUCAGUGUUGUUGAGCUGUAAACCCGUGCAGAGAAUGUCUUGA
Vicia faba (fava bean) is the source of this 4095-nucleotide messenger RNA. NCBI's taxonomy places the organism in Eukaryota, Viridiplantae, Streptophyta, Magnoliopsida, Fabales, Fabaceae. The record is from the annotation of a GenBank genome assembly.